AUGCCGCCGAUUGCUCGAAAGAAGAAGCCGGGGGGAGGAGGUCUUGGCGCAGUCAGGCUGAGCUCCAAGCCUCUCGCGACGUGGUCAGAUGGAUCGGGAGCGACAGACGCGUCCACUGGAUUCGCACAUCAAGACCCUCCUGCUCCUGCCGCGCAGCUCGAAUCUCCUCAGUCCGUACCUCGCGGAUCCCACGCUGCGUCGCACGCUCUGCCUGCUGCGAUUGAUGGCAGUCAAGCGACCCGAACCCAUUCCACCGUCGCAUCUCAGCCGUCGGAUUCACAUCGGCAUCCGUCGAUCCGGGACGUGCAUCCGGCAGAUCCGCUUGACGUUUUGCUGCCGGAAUCCGCGAAGCAGCAUCUGCUUGCAGCGACGGACCCCGCACACCCUCCGCACGCAACUGCGAAGCGAGGAGCAAUAGCUGCUUCCAAGAAAGGACUUUCGCAAUCCGUCGCACCGUCGUCGUCCAAUGCGACAUCGCAUGCGACAGAUGCGACUCCAACGACAUAUGUCGUCGCUUCGACUAACAGAUCGUCAACAGCACAUCAUCAACCCUCCACCGCGCCAUCGUCGCAAGGGCAAGGCGCGGUUCCUCCCGCGUUUGCUCCCGCUCCUCGCGCUGCAGCUUCCGCUCCGCACGGUCCGUCGUCUUCCGCGGCGGGUGCAGCGACCGCGCCGAUUAAGAUCAUCGGGCUCUCCGGCAAGGCGUCGCGCUCGUCGCUCGUUAAAGGCAAGCCGCUGGUCGCUCGCUCCGCCAUCACUCCCUCUCCCGCAGCAACCCCCAAUGCUGCCAACAACGCUCCUGCCACCUCGGCUAGCAGCAGCAGCAGUAGCAGCGGCAGAAGUGUAAGCCUGUCUACUCUCACGGGUGCCCCAUUCGUCGCAUCUAUCCCCGCUAAUGGCAUUCCCGCUGCAGCGCCAGCACCUUCGGCUACACCUGCUGCGAUUCCGAUGUCUUCCGUUCCGUCGAGUCACGCAGAGCCGGCAGCGAGUGCGUUUCUGGGCUUCGACGACACGGACGAUCUGCGCGCGGAUGCUCCACGCGCACCCUCUCGCCCCGCCUCGUCCUCCGCCGCCGUCCCCGCGCCUCUCCUCCCCCCCGCGGCAGUGUCGUUCUUUGACUCCCCGCUCGCCUCAGCCGCGCCUGCGCCACCCGUUCCCCCCGCACCGGCAUCCCCCACCUCGUCUUGCUCCUCCACCUCCUCGUCCUCCGCGCCCGCCGCGCGCAAGCUAACGUCGCCCCGGCUGGGAGGCAAGCCCGCAGGCAAAGGCAGGCUGCUGGGGGCCGUGCCCAGACGGCUGUCCGCGCCGCAGCUGAGUGCUGCGAGCAGUGGCGGCGGGCCUGGCGCUGAGAAUCAGGCGCAGGCGGCGGAGGAGCAACAAGCGCGGGAUGCGCAGAUGGAGCAGGCGAGGGAGCGGGAGAUGCAGCGGCAGAUGGAGGAAGAGAGUCGGAAAGUGCGGGAGCAACAGGAGCGCGAGCGGUUGGAGCAGUUGCGGAAGGAGGAGGAGAGGAGGGAGAGGGAGCGGUUGGAAGAGGAGCGAAGGGAGAAGGAGAGGAAGGAGAAGGAGCGACAGGAGCAGCUUAGGGUUGAGCGGGAGAGAAAGGAGAAGGAGCGACUUGAGCGGCUUAGAGCAGCGCAAGAGAGGAAGGAAAGGGAGAGGGAGGCGCAGCUGAAAGCCGUGCAGGAGAGAGAGGAAAAUGAGAGGCUUGAGCGUGAGAGGAAGGAGAAAGAACGACUGGAGCAGCUCAGGUUGGACCAGCUUAGGUUGGAGCAGGAGAGGGAGGAAAAGGAGCGGCUGGAUCUUUUGCAGAAAGAAGAGGAGAGGAGGGAGAUGGAGAAACAGGAACAGAUCAGAAUUGAGCGUGAAAAGAAGGAGAGAGAGGAGCAAGCGAGGCUGCAGAAGGAGGAGGAGAAGAAAGCGAAGGAAAUGCAAGAACGGAUGGAGAAGGAACGGAUUGAGAAGGAACGGUUCGAGAGGGAACGGAUGGAGAAGGAACUGAUGGAGAAGGAGAAGAGAGAGGAAAGGGAGCGAGAGGAGAAAGUAAGGAAAGAGCUAGAGAGAAAGCAGAAGGAGGAACAGGAGCAGCAAAGGCGGAAGGAAAGGGAGCGGAAAGAGAAACUGAAGGCAGAGAGAGAACGGUUAGAGUGGGAAAAGCGGGAGCAGGAGCGGAUUGAGGAGGAGAAGAAGGAGCAGGAGAGGCGCAAGGAGCAGGAACGGAAGGAGAGGGAGCGGCAGGAGGAGUUAAGGAAGGAAGAAGAACGGAAGGAGCGGGAACGGCAAGAGUGGCUUCGGCGAGAGGAAGAGAGGAAGAAGAAGGAGCGACAGGAGCAGUUGCGACGAGAGCGAGAGAGGAGGGAGCAGGAGAGGCAGGAGCGUCUGGAGCAGCAGCGCAGGGAGCGCGAGCAGAAAGAGCGCGAGAGGCAAGAGAUGGAGCGCAGGGAGAGGGAGAGGCAGGCGGAGGAGCAGGCGCAGGAGGUGAGGAAGCAGCGCACGAGGCCCGCUGCUGAAGGCGGUGGGUUGGCAGGCAGCGCGUGGGCCAACGGGCGGGAAGAUCCCUCGGGAUAUGCUGUGGAGGGUGGCGCCAAGGUGGGUCGUACUCAUGCUGACGUGGCUGCCGGCGCGGCUGCUCGGUUGGCUGCAGGCGAGGAGGCCAACGGCGAGCAGCGGAAGGGGCAGAGCAAGAAGGGCGGGGGUGGUGGGCACGGCGAGGGCUGGGCGGGAGAGGGGGACGGGUGGGGGAGCAUAGACGAGGGUGAUGACUGGGGGAUCGCGGACAGAUUCAUUGCGGAGAGGCCCCUGGGGGAGCGCGAGUAUGCGCGCACCAGCAGCUUCCAGGGCGUUGGAUCCGCUGCCAUGAGCGGAGAGGCGGGCGCGCAGGGGCGGAGACCAAACGGGGACGGGUGGGGAGGCCUGGGCGGGGAUGCGUGGGGCAGGUUCGGGGUGGGGGGAGUGGGCGCGCGCAUGGCACGGCCGGCGACAGCGGGGGGGCGGAGGGAGGGGGCGUGGCCGCUGCUGGGGUCGCUAGUGAAGGCGGCGUCUGACGUGUCCGCGUGGUCGUCUGACGUGCUGCUGACGGGGCAGCCCGGGGAGGACGCGGGGGAUGGCGCAGGCAGGGAGGGCGGGCAGGGUAGAGGUGGUGAGCAGCAGGGAGAGAAGGGCGGGGCGGGAGUGCUGGGGGAGGGAGGUGACGUGAAUGAAAGCGAGGGCGUGGCUGGGGCCGUUAGCAGGCGGGGAGGGGAUGGCGUGGGGGAGGACAAGGAGAGCAAUGAGAGCAAUGAGAGCAAGAUCCGCAGUCUGUUUGACAAGGCUGGCGCAGGGCGAGAGGGCGCAGGGGCGAAGCUGGGCUCGCAGGUCAUCAACCAAGGUGCGUUGGCCCUCAAGGGUCUCGCCAUGCCCGUGCUCUCCAUGCUGGGAGGCGCCGCUGCGGACCCAGCCACUGCCGCCUCCCCUGCUUCAGCAGCACCUGCUGCUGCUGCUGCUGCUGCUGUUGCUGAUGGCCCCAAGCCCACAUGGGGUGCGACGAGCGCAGCUGGCUUUGCUUCUUGGAUGGGCGGAGGGGACGAGGGUGGCGAGGGCGGGGCAGAGGCUGGGGCAGAAGUGGGGGCUAGCGGUAGGGAGAGGGGAGGAGGAGGUGGGGGGAGGAAGCAGCUGGGGUGGGAGGACCUAGUGAGCAUGGACUUUGGGGGCGUGGGGGAGGACGCGGACGAGGGGGGCGCGGAUGGGGGGGCGUCGGGCGAGGUGGGUGUGCUGGCCAUGCUGCAGAGGGGACUAGCGGACGAGGAGGAGGAAGAGGAAGACGAAGAGGAGGAGGAAGAAGAUGUGAUGGCAGCGCUGGCGAGCGGCAGAGCAGUGCGGCUGGGGGGACCCAUGAUGGCGUCGGUGGCGUCUGCAGUGUCGGCUGCUGCCACCCGUCUGCUCAAGGCCACUGCCAGUGAGGAGGACGCUGCCGCCUUCUUUGCUGCUGUGGACCGCGACGCUGUGCGCCCUGCCCCACCCGCCGCCGCUGCUGCUGCUGCUGCCCUUGCAGGGCCCACGCAGCAGCUGCUGCCGGGUGCUCUGGGCGCUGCUGGUUCAGGAUCCGCUGAGUCUGGUUCUGCUGGCGUGGGUGGGGGAAGGAGUGGGGAGGAGGGCGGGCAGGUGGAGGGCGUGAAAGUGGGAGGCGAGGAGCGGGAGGAGGAGGAUGCGGCGGCUUGGUUCAUGUCUGCUGAUGCUGAUGCUGAUGGCGAUGGCGAUGCUGAUGCUGAGGUUGAUGCUGGUGCCGGCGCUGGUGUUGUUGGGGUAGGGGGGAUGCAGGGGGUAGAAGGGCAGGCGAUUGGAGUAGGCGAGGAGAGGGAGGGGAGUGAGCAGCAGUGUGCAGAGGAGCAGCGCGCUGGGGAUGCAAACCUUGGGGAGCAGAGCGUGGGGGAGCAGAGCGUGGGAGAGGGGUAUAUGGGAGAGCAGCAGAUGGCGGUGGUGGGCGGGGAGGGAGGGCAGGAGGGGCAGGCGUGGCAGGCGUAUCAGGAUGGGCAGGCGGGAUGGCAGCACGAGAGUCAGGGCGAGGGGCACUAUGGGGGACAGGGCGAGGGACAGUAUGGGGGCCAGGUGGAGGGGCAGUAUGGAGGGCAGGGAGACGGGCAGUAUGCAGGGCAGGGUGAGGGGCAGUAUGGGGGUCAGCUGGAGGGGCAGUACGGAGGGCAGGGCGAGUUGACAGCGGAACAGUGGGAGGAGCAGCAGCGGCAGUGGGCAGAGGCGUACCCUGGCUGGUACUGGGACUACGCAGCAGGCGAGUGGAGGCAGAUCGAGGGCUAUGUGCCACCUGCUGCUGCUGACACCGCAGCUGUAGCAGAUGCCUCUGCUGCUGCACAAGCAGAUCCUGGAGCAGCAGCAGCAGCAGUGGCAGCAGGCGACGCUCCAGCAGCAGGCGCCACAGAGCAUGCAGCAUUGGAGGAAAUUCCAUCAGAGCAAGUUCUUCCUGAAUCAGAAGCAGCAGUGUGUGAGGCGCCUGUCGCUGAGCCUUCAGCCGCUUGGUCUGACGCGCCACAGACAGAGGCGUGGCAAGGGGCCGGCGAGGCGGUGGCGGGUGGGUGGGAUGGAGCAGAGGGGAUGCAUGCGGAGGAGGUGACGGAUGUGGCACAUCAGGCUGAGACGGGCGAGGGGGAUUCAGCUGACGCCCUGCCACCUGUCCCUGCCACGGGUACAUCUGAGUUUCAGCCGGUGCUGAUGGCAGCAGGUGAUCAGGGCAAGGAGCAGGCAGAGAGCCGUGUGCAGGAGGGAGUUACAGGAGAGGGUGGGGAUGAGCAGCUGCCAGUCAGUCCUGCUCUCCAGCCCCUCUCCUUCGAUGCGGCUCCCCCUCUGCCUCUCCUCCCUGACUCCCAUCCCACGGUUCCCCCGCUCUCCUCUGAGAUCACACAAGCUGGCGCCGGGAUAGAUAGGGGGGAGGAGGGUUUGUCGCAGCCUAUUCUGUUGCCUGUGUGCGAGGGAGGCGAGGCCGUGGCAGUGGCAGCAGGGGCGGAGGUUGCUGGGGAACAUGCUGCAGUAACAGACGCAGCGGGUGCCGAAGGGGGGAGUGUGGGUGGUGUGGGCGAGGGUGGGCAUGGUGCGUUAGACGCAGAGGGAGGCAAGGAGCUGGGGAAUGCUGAUGUGCAGAUGGGGGAGGAGGGGCAGUUUGCAGGUGAAGCCGCUUGGGCGGGCGAGCAGCAGCAGGAGGGGCAGCAGCAGGCGGAGGGCCAGGGUGUAGAGGCAGCGACAGUUGGUGAGUCGGGGGUUAUCGCGACGGAGUACCCGGGGUGGGUGGUGGAUGCAGUGACUGGCGAGUGGCGGCAGGUGGGCGAGGCGGCGCCGGCAGCUGCAGAUAGGGCUGGCGGUGCGGCGGGCAGCAGCGGCGCAGCAGCAGCAGUGGAGGAGCCCAUCGCGCUGCACUACCCCGGAUGGCGAUGGGAUGGCCUGCUGGGCCAGUGGGUGCCGGAUGAUCAACUGGAUGCUGCCGCCGCUAUUGCUGCGGAUGGGGCUGAAGCUGCUCCGGACUUGGCUGAUGCUGCUGCUGGAACGGCAUUAGCAGUAGAGGCAGUGGCAGUAGAGGCUGUAGCUGAAGGCGCAGAGGCGACAGUUGCUUCUUCAGGUGAGCCUGUUAACGGGGAGCAGCAGUGGACCCUGGGGGCAGAAGCAAAGGAGCCUGUGGCUCCAGAAGGGGAGGGGUCGGAGUGGAUGGAGGCAGGCGAGGGAGAGGUGGUUGAUGCAGCAGCGGGAGAGGAGGGCAUGGGGCUUGCACCAUCAGAGAUGAUAGGCAGUUCAGCAGCAGGGGGUGCAGAGGGCGACGGUAGCCAGAGCGAGGCAGUCUCAACACAAGUAGUCGAUUCAGCUGAGGGUAUGGUUGAGGAUCCUGUAGGGAAUGCAGCAGAGUUUCUGGCGCAAGAGGAGCAAGUGUUGUCAGCAGGUGUAGAAGCAGUGGAGGCAAAGGGUUGGGAGGCAGACGGGGCAGGCAGUGAGGCAACAGCAGCGGGUGCAGCGGAUGGUGCAUUCACUGAGGGUGCGGAGACAGCGGGAAGUGAAGCCAUUGCAACGCAGUACCCCGGGUGGGAGUGGGACGCUGUGGCGGGCCAGUGGGUGUUCACAGGCGAGCAGCCCGCUGUAGCUGCCGACUCUGCUGCUGCUGGCUCCGCUUCUGCUGGCGACAUGGGCGAGUCUGUGGCUGUGGUAGGCGCGGUGGGAAUGGCGGCAGGUGGUGAAGCAGGGGGCGCAGCAGCCGUGGUGGCAGGGGAGGGGUGGCCUGAGAGCGAAAUGAGUGGGACAGUGGUAGACUGGGCAGCAGAGGCGGUUGAGGGAGGCGUUGAGGGAUCGUUUGUGGGGUUUGAGAGCGAGGGGCAGGUGGUGAGUGAGGCAGGGGGGGAGGCGAUGGAGGGGCAGGCUGAUAGUGCAGGAGGGGAGGCGGAUGUCAAGGCGGAGGCAGACGGAUUUGCGGAUGUUGGUGUUGAGGCUGCGACUGAAGCUGAGGUCAGUGCACCAGUGGUGGAGGAGGAGGCGAAAGGGACAGCUGGAGGUGCAGAAGAGGCAGAGGUAGGGGAAGAAGCGGUUGAGGGGUGGACAAACGGGCAGCAGCAGGGAGAGCUGCAAGUGUUGGAUGCAGGAGCAGACCCAGCACUUGCAGCAGCAGCAACUGCUGUCUCUGCUGCUGCUGCUGCUGCUACUGCCAGUCUGGUUGGUGAGGAGACGGCAGCUGGAGUCACAGCAGAGGCAGAGGGUGCUUCUCAGGAGCCCUUCUGGGCGGACGCAGGGCCUACGGAGGGAGACUAUGGGGAGGCGCUGGGGCUAGGCGCAGGUGGUGCAGAGGAGGCAGUGGGAGAGGGCGAUGGAGGGAUGGCAGCAGUGGUGGCGGCAGAGGCAGAGGGUGCGGAGACAGCAGGGUAUGAGGCGACAGCAACGCAGUACCCCGGGUGGAUGUGGGAUCCUCUCACGGGCCAGUGGGUGCCCACAGACGAGCAGCCGGCUGUAGCAGAGGCGGCUGAAGCAGGUGACGCUGGUGGAGCAGCUGAGGUCACGGGAGCAGCUGAUGCUGCUACAGCUGAUGUGAGCGCGUUCGAAAAGGCCGGUGCAGUGCUUGAGGCGGCAGCAGCAGCAGCACCAGCAGUAGAUGCAGCAGCAGCAGGGGCAGGGUUGGAGAUGGGGGAGGGCGAUGGGGUGUUUGAGGAGCAGGACUUGUCAGGGGACGCCGGGGUGGCUGUGCAACCACUAGCAGCAGAGGAGCAUGCAGGUGGGCCUGAGGCUGCUGUUGUGGCAGAAGGUAUAGCAGAGGCAGAGGUUACUGGGGGAGAGGGUGCAGCAGGGCAAGAGUGGACGACGGCAGGGCAAGAGGGGCUAGCAGAGGAGGAGGGCACAGCAGGCGAAGGAGACGUGUUUUGGAAGGAGGAGGUGGUGGAGGCAGCUGCUGUGGCAGCCCCAUGGGAAGCAGAGGGCGGGUCGACAGAAGCUGAGGGCGGGAUAAGCACGUCAGUGUUGAGCGCAGAUGGACCUGGGACUGAGGUGGCGGGUGGAGGGGCACAGGCAGAGGCAGAGGCACAGGCAGAGACGUUUGCGGUUAGUGGAGUGGCAGCAGGGGGCGACGUCAUAGCAACGGAGUACCCGGGGUGGGUGGUGGAUGCAGUGACUGGCGAGUGGCGGCAGGUGGGCGAGGCGGCGCCGGCAGCAGCAGAUGGGGCUGGCGGUGCGGCGGGCAGCAGUGGCGCAGCAGCAGCUGGGGGGGAGGCCAUUGCGCUGCAGUACCCCGGGUGGCGCUGGGAUGGCCUGCUGGGCCAGUGGGUGCCGGACGACCAGCCAGAUGCUCCUGUGGCAGAUGCGGAUGGGGCUGAAGCUGUGGCGGCAGUCUCAGCUUUGGAUGAAGGCGAGGCAGCAGAGGUUGCCGCAGUGGAGGCGGUGGGUGAAGCAGCAGAGAGCUCAGGCAUGGAGGGUGUGGGUGGGGAGGCAGGGGGCAUUGAAGGCAGCGCAGAGGGGGGAGUGAUAGCGACGGAGUACCCAGGGUGGAGGUGGGAUCCUCUGACGGGUCAGUGGUUGCCCACGGACGAGCAGGUGCCUUCUGGUGCAGGCGCAGCUGCUGCUGCAGGCGAAGCUACUGCUGCUGCUGUGGAGGCAGUGAGUGGCGCAGGGGACGAGGCAGCAGUGGCGGCUGGCAGCGUGGCAGCAGGCGGGGAGAGUGCAGGGAGCGAGGGUGCAGUGGGCACAGGCUUUGGGGCGGGGGAGGCGGAUGAGUGGGCUCAGUUUGAGGAGACGGUGCCCAAGGAAGGGGAGGCAGAGGGGGGAGCUGCUGCAGGUGCAGGCAGUGUGGAUACAUCCCAGGCCGAGCCUGCCAUGCAACUGUCUUUUGAGGCGGCUCCGCCCCUCCCUGGCCUCGCCCCGCCUCCGGACUCUCUUGCUGCUGGGACUGAGGUCGCGCAUGCGCCUGGGGCUGCUCUUUCUGCAAGCGUAGAGGCAGGUGGGGAGGGGCUGGGCGAGCAGAGUGGUGCGCAGGGAGUAGAGGCAGGUGCGGCUUCAGAGGUGAGUGCAGCUGGUGCGAGUGCUGCAGGUGAGGUGGCAGGUGGAGCAGGGGAGGGCGAGGCAGGGGCGUGGGCGCAGAAGGAUUGGAGCCAGUGGGGGCAGACGGAGUAUGAUGCGUACAAUGCUUGGUACUACCAGCAGCAGCAGCAGGCACAGGAAGGGGAGGGACAAACACAAGCCACACAGUAUGGCAGUACAGAGGCAGUGGCAGCACAGGGUGCUGCGGCAGCAGCAGGGGUUAACGGGGAAGCAGUGGCAGCAGAGGGUGCAUCUUCCUACCCUUCAGCACCAGACAAUGCCGCCUCGCAGCCUCUGCAGCAGCCGCCAUUGCCCAUUCAGCCACAGCCGUUCCUGCCCGCCCCUGCCCCAUGGGGAGAGGGCGGCGCAGCAGAGGCGCAGGGUGACAGCAGCUACCCUGGUGGGUCGUCUCAGCCCGACCCUGGGUACGGCCCUGCAGGCUCGCGCUACAGCCAGCCCCACCCCGGCUACAGCCAGCCCCAGCCACACGCUCCCUGGGUGCCAGGCACGGCAGGGAAACCUGCGGUGGGGCUGAUGGUGCCUUCUGCCCCAUACUCACAGCAGCCGCAGCAAGCGCAGCAGACGGCAGGGGUUGGGGGGUAUGCACAGGGGUAUCAGGGGUACCAGCAGGGGUACCAGUAUGGGCAGUACGAGCAGCAGGUGCAGCAGCAGCAGUACCAGCCAGUGCAGUACAAUCACGUGCCGCCCACCAGCACAGCGGAGGCCGUGCUGUCGUCUGCAGGCCGCCCGCCACACACGCUGCUGGCGUUUGGGUUCGGAGGCAGGGCAGCCGUGGUGGUGCCUGGCAGCUCGCUCGGUCAGACCCUGGGGUCGCAGGGGCAGGUGGAGCUAUCCCCCCCAGUGCAGCCGACGCUAAAGCUGCUCCCCCUGCCUCACCUGCUGAGCCUCGCCACCCACGACGGCACCUCCACUGCCGCCAGCACCGCCGGCUCGCUCUACCUCGCCCCACUCACUGGCAAGCACGCGCCCAAUGGCCCGCUGACAGCUGGCAGCAUGUCAGCCAAGGAGCUGAGCAAGUGGCUGGAGGAGCGCGCGGAGCGGAGCGGCGAGGAGGAGGAGGCGGAGGCAGGGGGCGGUGGGGGUGCGGAGAGGGCGGAGAGUGUGGCGCUGCUGUGGCGAGUGCUGCGAGUGGCGUGUCAGUUCUACGGGCAGCUCAGGCGGGAUGGCAUGGGCAGUCGCUCCGCACAGGGCGAGUCAUCCCCAGAGGCAGAGCUAGCCAAGGUACUGGCAGUGGGAGGGGCUGGACCCACCACUGCUACAGCCGCCCCUGCUGCUGCUACAGCCGGGCCCUUCCCGUCGGUGGCAGCGCCGGCAGCAGCAGUGGCUGCCAUGGCGCCAUACGCCUCUGCAUGGUCGCCCCUGCCUGCUGCCGCCUCUGCUGCUGCACGAGUGUCGGACCUCCAGCUGCCCAUCCCCACUGAGGCUGCUGUUCAGGUGCGCUCCUCCCCUGCUCUGCUCCUCUCCUCCACGUCCUGUCUUGCCGCUUCCCUGUCUUGUCUGUCGGCUUCCUUGUACUGCCUGCCAGCUCUUCCCUUCGCCACCCCCUGUCCUCCAGAUGCACGUGCCCUCUGCUCUCCGCCUACCCCAACCCCUUCCUCCCUCCCUCCACACCCCUUCCCCCCACAGGCGGCAGCACAGGAGGUGAAGCAGCACCUGGUGGCGGGGAGGCACAUGCAGGCACUGGAGGCAGCCAAGGCGGGCCACCUGUGGGGGCUGGCGCUGCUGCUCGCGCAGCACAUGGGCGGCCCCACCGACACACGCCUCUUCCUCUCCACAGCACACGCCAUGGCGGCGCAGCAGUUCGCCCCUGGUGCCCCUCUGCGCACACUCACUCUGCUGCUCACCCAGCAGCCAUCUGCCGUGUUUGCCUCUGGUGCUGCUGCCACCGGUGCCGCUGCUGAUGCCACCAAGAUAGGAGCCGGUGGUGCUGGUGCUGCUGCUGGUGGGGGUGAUGGUUCUGGUAGCAGUGGGAGCAGUGACGAGGGUGUGAGGGCGAUGGUGGCGGAGUGGAGGGAGAAUGUGGCGCUGAUGGCAGCGACGCGCACGAGUGGAGAUGAGAGGGUCAUCUCCCACCUGGGCGACUGCCUGUGGCGCCUCAAGGGGGACGUGGCCGCAGCACACAUCUGCUACCUCGUCGCAGCAGGCAGCUUAGAGCCCUUCUCCUCCUCUGCACGCAUGUGCCUGCUAGGCACGGAUCAUCUGAAGCACCCGCGCACGUUUGUGACGGCGCAAGCCAUUCAGUGCAGUGAGGUGCUUGAGUAUGCGUUUGUGCUUGGCAAUCCGCAGUUCGUGCUGCUCCCCCUGCUGCCCUUCAAGCUUGUUUAUGCCGGCAUGCUGGCCGAAGCAGGCCGCCCGGCCGCCGCCCUCAAGUACUGUAGCGCGGUGCUGAAGAUGCUCAAGGCGGGCGGCAGGGGGCGGGGAGUGGCGGCGGAGGUGGAGGGGUGGAGGGCAGCAGCGGAGCAGAUGGAGGAGCGGCUGAAGGUGCAUGUGCAGGGGGCAGGGGGAGGUGGGGUGGCAGCAGCACGCGUGUUUGGUGAUCUCAUGAGCUUCCUUGAUAGAGGCGCCAGGAAGAUUGUCGGUGGGGGUCCUGCUGCUACGCCUCUUGCGCCAGGUGUCGCAUCGGCAUUGGGUGGAGGCGCCAUGGGGGACAUUGUGCCUGGAGGGGCUGGUAGCAAGCCGAGCUUGGGAGAGUCGUCUCGGUUUGGUUCGGCGCCGAACCUGGGGGUGGCUGGGAAGGCUAGUACGACAGGGGGAGGGGGGUGGUGGGGUCUGGGCAAGCGCGCCAUUCCUGCAUCCACAUCGUCCCCAGGCCUGCACAGCGCGUCCGGGCCGAACCUGGUAGGUUUGGUGGAGGGGCAGGAUGCAGGUGCCUCUGAAGGCGGUAUGGCGGGCAGCUACAGUGCUGCUGCUGCUGCGAUGGCUGGUGGUGGUGGGGCGGCAGAUGGCUGGUCUGGUGGUGCGGUUGGUGCGGCAGCAGCAGGAGUGGGGCCACAGGGAGGAUUGGGAGGGGAGCAGGGCAGUGCAUGGAGUGGAGGGGCGAGUGGGGGAGUGCAGGGGGCAGCAGUUGGUGGCAGUGAGUGGGGCCAGGGGGUGGCGCAGGCAGGGCAGCAGCCGCAGCAGGAGCAGGUGGGGAUGCAGCAGUGGGGUGAUGGAUAUGGAGUGGGAGCGCAAGGAGGGCAGGAGCAAGGGGAACAGCAGACAGGCACAGGGGCAGGCGAGAUGCAAGGGGGUGAGAGGGAGGGUGGGGGCGAGGGCGAGUGGCACGAUGCAGCCGCUGAGGUGUUAUCUGAUACCUCGGACUCGGCUGCAUGCACUCCGCUCUCCUCCUCCUCCACUCCUGCUGCCACCGCUGCUGACAUGCCCCCCAUCGCCCUCUCCCCGGCCUACGGCACACCCAUGGGGGACAGCAACACAGCAGCAGCAGCAGCAGGAAGAGGGGCGAGCAGCAGGGCAGGGGAGGCGGUGCCUGCUGCAUCCCAGACGCCAGCCAUCAGGGAGGACGAGCCUCUCUCCAUGGCAGCCUUUGCCGCGGAGUGGCACGGCACGCCCAGUGCAGCGGGGUGGGGGUCGGGCCACCUCACACCCAUCAGGGAGUCCCCCAGUGGGGAGGGCGAUGCUGACUUUGUGCCCCAGGCCCAGCCUGCCCUUGUGCCGCGCUCCCAGUCCGCCUCCGCUGCAGAUCUACCCGCCCCAGGUGCACCUGCCGCCAAGAAGGCGGCCCCGCGCAGCAGAUUCUCCCUGGCUGGGCUGCUGGGCGGGCACCCGAGCAAAGUGAGCCCGCAGGACAUGGCCGAGGGGAGCGCUGAUGCCACACUCACUGGGGCGGGUGGGAAGGCGGGAGCGAACGGCGAUGGGAGUGGCGGGGGUGGGCCGUCAGCGUCGUCCUCGUCAGCGUCGCUGCUUGCCACGUCAUCAUCCAUGGGGCUGGUGACAGAGGAGGCGGUGGAGGGGCUGCUCGCUACUGGCGCUGGCAUGUCCAACAAGCGCAGCGCCUCCGCUCCUGACAUGGGGCAGGCCGUGCCGGCCAAGGGCAGCAAGGGCGGAGGAGGCAAGCCGCCAGCAGCGCCAGGGGGCAAGGGGCUGGGGCGCCUCUUUGGCUACUUCUGGGGGGGCGGCUCUGCUGCUGGGAGCGCAGGGGGAGGAGGCGCAACCGGGAAGCAGGCGAAGCUGGGCGGGGAGAACACGUUCUACUUCAACGAGAAGCUGAAGCGGUGGGUGGAGCGAGGCAAGGAGGACGAGGUCGUGGAAACCACCCUCGCCCCGCCCCCCACCGCCUUCGCCUUCGCCCCUGCCGCUCCCGCCACCUCCAACUCCGCUGACCCUGCUGCCACCACCCCUGCUGCUGCUGCUGCUGCUGACGGUGCGCCGCCUGCUACGUCUGCACCGCCAGCUGUCCAGUCAGCAGCUCCUCCUGCGCCAGCUGCUGAUUCCACGUCAGCACCGGCCAGCUCAGCAGCGAAGCCUGGCCCGCCACUGGCAUAUGCUGGCAGCUUUGGGCGGCGCAGUGCUGUGCGCUCCAGGUACGUGGACACAUUCAACAAGGGCGCCACACCUGCACCCACGCCUGCCGCCUCGCUGCUGCCCUCCAUCCCACGCCCCAUGCCUGCUGCCGCUGGAGCAGCAGCGCCAGCAGCAGGGGGGCCACCAAAGUUCUUCAUGCCUGCUGCACCCAUGGCAGUCAUGACCCCUGCCCCGGCUGCAGGGGGUGAGGCGAGCAGCACAGAAGGGCUGGGUAAUGGAGUGGGGUCAUCAGGUGGGGAUGCCGUGCCAGGUGGUGGGUCAGGUGAAUCGGGAGCAGCACCUGAUGCUCCUGUGCCUGGGUCCUUGGCACCUCCAGGCAUGGCGGUGGGGGCACCGCCGAGAGCAGCAGCGGGGGCAGGCAGGGCGGGGCAGAGAGCAGGUGGGCAAGGAGGUGGGGGGGCACAGCAGCACAAGGGCGUGUGGGCAGCGCAGGGGUACAUGGCAGCUGCUCCUCCCAUGCUGCCCCCGGGGGCUCAGGCUGCACCGGGAGCACAGGGAGCGGUGCAAGGGUUUACAAGCAGUGGCGCAUGGGGUGGUGCUGGGGGGAAUGGCAGCAACAAUGGCUUCCCAGGGGCUGAUGACAUGCAGCAGGUGGAGCUGUGA
Closterium sp. Naga37s-1 is the source of this 14166-nucleotide messenger RNA. Lineage: Eukaryota; Viridiplantae; Streptophyta; Zygnematophyceae; Desmidiales; Closteriaceae. The record is from the annotation of a GenBank genome assembly.